Molecule: messenger RNA, 4937 nt
Organism: Seriola aureovittata
Lineage: Eukaryota; Metazoa; Chordata; Actinopteri; Carangiformes; Carangidae
Gene: pnpla7b
Product: patatin-like phospholipase domain containing 7b
Exons: 35
Coding region: 203-4144 (1313 amino acids)
Biological process (GO): lipid metabolic process
Cellular component (GO): endoplasmic reticulum
Molecular function (GO): phosphatidylcholine lysophospholipase A1 activity
Source: RefSeq, a predicted model, not a curated record
UCAGUUUAACUAUUGAAGUGCUUCAAAUGUAGCAGUUUAAUUUCCUCCUACAUCCUCUUUAAACACAGUCUAUGUUGCAUCACAUCGGGGUCAUCGUACAUUUUCGCCGAUAAGGGUUUUACUUUGAGGUAUGACGGGACAUUCAGAUUGUUCUUACCGUGCAGUCUUUACACUAUUAUAAGGCACAUAUACACAAAAAGGCAUGCAGCCGGACAACGAUGAAGAGGAGAGCUGCAGUAUAUACCCAAGCCUGGCUCCACUCAGCAGUGAGAUUAAGGCCAGGAUGAAGCAGUUUGUGGAAGAAAGGACGGAAGUCAAUAUGUGGUUGGCUGUGCUGAUCGGAGCUGUGACAGUGAUUUCAGUGGUUGGAGUUGUUGUGUUCCUACUUUACAGAAGAUACAAACGGUCAAAGGAGCAGGCCGGUGUUCGUCAUUAUCGUUUCAGGAAGAGAGACAAGGUGAUGUUCUAUGGCCGGAAGAUCAUGAGAAAGGUUCAAACAUUGUCCUCAGUUCCUGCAUCAAACUCAAACUCAGCCUCCCGGCAGAGAUUGAGGAAGAGGACCAAAGUCCUGUCUAUAGCUCGCAAAAUCCUGCGUAUUCGGAGGGAGCCCCCCACCCUGCAGCCCAAGGAGCCCCCUCCCAGUCUGCUGGAGGCUGACCUGACUGAGUUUGAUGUGCAGAACUCCCAUCUCCCCUCUGAGGUGCUGUACAUGCUGAAAAAUGUCAGGGUGCUCGGCCACUUCGAGAAGCCUCUCUUCCUGGAGCUGUGUCGUCACAUGGUGCUGAUUCAGCUGCACCAGGGAGAGGCACUCUUCCGACCAGGUGACACUGAUGACAGUAUUUACGUGGUUCAAGAUGGCCGCCUGGAGCUGUGCAUCCAUGAGAGUGACGGUACAGAUGCAGUGGUGAAGGAAGUUUUGCCAGGAGACAGCGUUCACAGUCUGCUCAGUAUCCUGGACAUAAUUACUGGCUAUCCGGCACCUUACAAGACGGUGUCAGCGAGAGCUGCAAUUCCCUCCACUGUUCUGCGUCUUCCAGCUGCAGCCUUCCAGUCAGUCUUUGAGAAAUAUCCUGAAACCCUGGUUCGAGUCAUUCAGAUAAUCAUGGUGCGUCUUCAGAGAGUGACCUUCCUUGCCUUACACAACUACCUUGGCCUGACUACUGAGCUCUUCAACCCGGAGAGCCAAGCCAUUUCCUUGGUGUCAGUGGCUCAUGUUCUGGGUGAAGCUCAUUCAAACAGAGGCUUCCGCAGGCAGCCUUCACACUCUGAUGAUCUGGCCUCAGAAAAAGCAGACACAGAAAAGUCCAGCCUCUCUGACAUGUCCUCAUCAAAAUACAAGAAAUCUCGUUCUCUCUCCACCCCAAUGGCUGUUACAGGUGAAAUGUCAGCUGACCUCAACAGAGUUUAUGAACGGGCUGGACUUGCCAAAGAGGAGAUGAUGCCGCACAGUCCUAUGAAGUCUAUUCUAAAGAAGAGUGUCACAAUGCAGCACACUCCAUCCGCUGUUUACCAGUACAGCGAUGCUGGAGCAAACGCCCACCACAAUAAAGUCAAUGCCAUUUUCCAAGCUGCAAAAAAGGAUCUGCUGCAGGUCAUCCAAAUACAGGACCACAGUCUGCUGGAGGGACGGGUGACUCUCCGCCAGGUCAAAGCUGGCACUGUUGUGGCCCAUCAAGGAGACCAGGAUGUGAGCGUGGGCUUUGUCAUCUCAGGUGCGCUCCACGUUUACCAGCGUAUGAUUGACCGCGAGGACGAGACCCUUCUGUUUGUCACCCACCCAGGCGAGAUGGUGGGUCACUUGGCCGUUCUCACGGGGGAGCCCCUCAUCUUCACCGUCCGAGCUCACAGAGACUGCACCUUCCUCUCCAUAUCCAAGGCUCACUUCUAUGAGAUGAUGCGUGAGGAGCCGAGGGUGGUGCUGAACGUGGCUCACACUGUGGUGAAGAGGGUGUCACCGUUUGUCAGACAGAUCGACUUUGCCCUGGACUGGAUGGCUGUGGAGGCCGGCCGUGCUGUCUACAGGCAGGGAGACAAGUCAGACAGCACCUUCAUAGUCCUCAGCGGCCGACUGCGCUCUGUCAUUGCAAAGGAUGAUGGGAAGAAGGAGCUGGCUGGAGAGUAUGGCCGCGGGGACUUAAUUGGUGUGGUUGAGGCUGUGACACACAUGAACCGAGCCACCACGGUCCACGCUGUCAGAGACUCCGAGCUGGCCAAGCUUCCUGAAGGAGCUCUGAACUCCAUCAAGAGGAGGUAUCCUCAAGUCGUCACUCGGCUGAUUCAUCUGCUGGGACAGAAGAUAUUGGGCAACAUGCAGCAGAUCAACGGACCUCUGGCCGCUCGGAGUCUGGCUCUCACCACCCCCACCAGUAAAUGGGACGCUGGAAAUCCAGCUUCCAACCUGUCCACUGUGGCCAUCCUGCCAGUGUCUGAGGAGGUUCCUCUCACUUCCUUCACUCUGGAGCUGCAGCAUGCACUCAGUGGCAUUGGUCCCACUCAACUCCUGACGAGUGACAUCAUCAAACAGCGACUAGGUUCUGCUGCUCUGGACAGUGUCCACGAGUACCGUCUGUCCAGUUGGCUCGGGCAGCAGGAAGACAUCCAUCGCAUUGUCCUCUACCAGUCCGACUCUAGCCUCACACCUUGGACCCAGCGCUGCAUCCGGCAGGCUGACUGCAUCAUCAUUGUGGGACUGGGAGAACAGGAGCCCGCUUUGGGCGAGUUGGAGCGGAUGUUGGAGGGCAGUGCGGUUCGGGCUCAGAAGCAGCUGGUGUUACUGCACAGGGAGGACGGCCCACCACCCAAAGGGACGGCCGAGUGGCUAAACAUGCGGAGCUGGAUCUCCAGACACCAUCACCUGUCCUGCCCCCGCAGGGUCUUCUCCAGGAGGAGUUUACCCAAGCUGAGAGAGCUGUACCAGCGUGUGUUUGAAAAAUCUCCAGAUCGUCAUUCUGACUUCUCCCGCCUGGCCAGGAUCCUGACAGGAAACACCAUCGCCCUCGUACUUGGUGGAGGGGGUGCCAGGGGCUGCUCUCAGGUCGGCAUCCUGCGGGCGCUGAUCGAGGCGGGGAUCCCUAUCGACAUGGUGGGGGGAACCUCCAUCGGGUCCUUCAUGGGAGCGCUGUACGCUGAGGAGAAAAGCUACAGUCGGAUGAGGGUCCGGGCUCGUGAAUGGGCCAUGGAUAUGACCUCCUACUUUAAGAAGCUAUUGGAUCUGACGUACCCGGUCACCUCCAUGUUUUCUGGAGCUUCCUUUAACUCCAGCAUCAGUUCUGUCUUCAAGGACAAACAGAUAGAGGACCUGUGGCUGCCGUACUUCAACAUUACAACAGAUAUCACAGCCUCCUCCAUGAGAGUUCACACUGACGGCUCGUUGUGGCGGUACGUCAGGGCCAGUAUGUCACUGUCUGGUUACCUGCCCCCCCUCUGUGAUCCUAAAGAUGGACAUCUACUCAUGGACGGAGGCUACAUCAACAACCUGCCCGCUGACGUGGCUCGCUCCAUGGGGGCCAAGGUUGUGAUUGCAAUUGAUGUUGGGAGUCGGGAUGAGACCAACCUGACCAACUACGGCGACUCCCUGAACGGAUGGUGGCUGCUGUGGAAGCGAUUCAACCCACUGGCUGAGAGAGUCAAGGUCCUGAACAUGGCAGAGAUCCAAACUCGGCUCGCAUACGUCUGCUGCGUGCGGCAGCUGGAACUGGUCAAAGACAGUGAAUACUGUGAGUACAUUCGACCGCCCAUCGACCACUACGGCACACUAGAGUUUGGCAAGUUCGACGAGAUCACUGAGGUAGGAUACCACCACGGGAAAACACUGUUCGAUGUGUGGCAGCGCAGCAGGGUGGUGGACAGCAUGCUUAAAGACAGACAUCAGGAAGAGUUCCACAAAACCAAAACUGGCCAUGUGGUCACCUGUCCAAACGCCUCUUUCACCGACCUGGCGGAGAUUGUGUCGAGAAUAGAGCCUGUCAAGAACGCCUUAAUUGAAGAGGAGCUGUCUGAUGAAUACCAGACAGACUAUGACGAGGAGGCGGUGGAAAGCGCGAUGUCCGACUUUGAGGCGUUCACCCCCGGCAGUGAGCAGACAGAGGGAGAGGAGACGGCAGACACUGCUGAAACAGAUGAGGAGAUUCACAUCCGAGGUUGACCCUGGAUGAAGAAUACUCCACAUAAUCCUUGGCCACGACCUCCAUCAAAGCUACGCCGACCUGUCAGGGCUGCUAACCAUGGUCCAACACACACACACAUGUUGAUGCAGUAUGCCCAGUAACCUUUGAGAAAUGCACUGAGUUUGCAUUACAGACAUGUCGCAGCCGGGUAGCAUCAGUGACACGGACACUUCAGCAGAACACAAAACUGUUGAUGGAUGCGGUAAUUUGAUGUAAGCAUCAAACCUGCCAGUAAAAGGAAAUAGUUUUAAUUGGGUGAAGACCCUAAACGUGUCUUGUUGCUUCGUGGACUUUGAGUUUCAGUGAUUUAAACUUCUGCUUGUCGUGGACUUCCUGAGACAUCAGGCACCUGGGAGAUGUGGGGAAAAAAAUCAAACAGCUCCAUCAUUUCACACACUGAUGAAGCUGUAUGAUAGCCUUAGAUUGGUAACUUCACACAAGCAUGUCAUGCACAGAUGCACUACAAAAUGCACUACAGUCAUUCAGCAUAAAAAUUUCGUAAUAUGCUGGGUCACUUUUGUGGGCAGUUUUCUGUAUAGCUGGUUCCAGCCAUAAUAAGCUCAGAUUCAUAAAGCUCUAUAGUGCACUUCAUAAUGUUUACAAAUAAGUUCAAAACAUAAGUUAAUAUGUUUUUUGUGCCUACAGUGCGCUUCAAGUACAGUGUUACCCUCAUGUCUGUAUGAUGAUGAAAGGACCUCUCCUCUAUCUGCCUAUUGUAGGUUUGACAAGUGUAAUGUGAACGGUCACUAAUAAACUUUUCCUCAUAUCCAA